AUGACUCGUGUAACAAACUUUGGAAGGAAACGGACUCAUCUACAGGCAGGGUUCACCACGGAUGAUACGCCUACCACGACUCAGAUUGAUGAACCUUCGACAUCAAAUGGAGCUAUGAACAAUUCCAACUCAAAUGACGCAAAUGAGACCUUGUCAGCGGCGAACGCGGACUGUGCUGCUCCUCCACCAAAGAAGAAACGAAAGCGUACACCGAAAUCCAAGCGUGACGGCUAUGCUGCACAGCGAGCCGCGGAGGCUGCGUUAGCGCGAGGUGAAGAGCCUCCUGCACCGGAACCUGAAACGGCUGUUGGAUCGAAUGAAUCAAAACCCUACGAGGAACUGAGCAAGAGCGGGAAGAAGAAGAGAAGGAUACAGGAUAAGAAACGCAAAAUUCUGAAUGCAACAGAAACUCGUCGACUCAAAAGAAUUGAUGAAAAGCUAAAAAAUACCAUUUGUUUUGCAUGUCGCGAAAACGGGCACGCUGCAAAGGAUUGCCCAAAAAAUCCAGAAGGUGGUAACAAAGAAAAGGGAGUUGGAAUUUGUUAUAGGUGUGGUUCCACGAAACAUAGUCUUUCCAAAUGCCGGAAACCUUCCAAUCCCGAAGAUCCUUUCCCAUAUGCAUUGUGUUUUGUCUGCAAUGGGAAGGGCCAUCUCGCAUCUUCAUGCCCCCAAAAUAAAACUAAGGGUGUUUAUCCAAAUGGAGGCUGUUGCAAGCUGUGUGGCGAGACCUCGCACCUGGCAAAAGAUUGUGGCGUUAGAGAGAAAAUAACAGAUGCUACAACCGUCUUUGGGACAGGCAGAGAAGUAGGAGCUGACGAAGAUGACUUCCACUCUUUCAAACGGAAGGCACUCGAAAUUGACCGGGAAGAAAAACAGGAAAAUAAGUUGAAACAACAGCUGGAGAUCAAGGCGGGUGUGCAUUCAGAUGUUGUCAAGGCAUACGGAGCGGCGCCUGUGCGUCCGAAGAAAGUUGUUGUGUUUAAAUAG
Messenger RNA from Psilocybe cubensis, 987 nucleotides. RefSeq lists its product as uncharacterized. The coding region runs from base 1 to 987 and encodes 328 amino acids. The transcript is spliced from 4 exons. Lineage: Eukaryota; Fungi; Basidiomycota; Agaricomycetes; Agaricales; Agrocybaceae. The record is from RefSeq and is a predicted model, not a curated record. Gene Ontology annotation, molecular function: nucleic acid binding; zinc ion binding.